Messenger RNA from Glycine soja, 996 nucleotides. RefSeq lists its product as uncharacterized. The record is from RefSeq and is a predicted model, not a curated record. Bases 1 to 996 code for a protein of 331 amino acids. The transcript is spliced from 2 exons. Lineage: Eukaryota; Viridiplantae; Streptophyta; Magnoliopsida; Fabales; Fabaceae.
AUGUCCCUCACUCCAACUGAUAUCCUUUGGUACCAACCAGCUAGUGACAUUGGAGUAAUCAUCGACAGUUGUGGAGAGUUUCCUAAUGUACCCCUCAUCAGUACACGUGGAGGAAUCACUUACAACCCCACUCUUGCCAGACGCCAGUUUGGAUACCCCAUGAAGGAAAAACCUAACAACUUCUCCUUAACCGGUGAAUUCUACCUCAACCACGAGGACCAUGCAGGCAUGAGAUUGAGAUUUGUGCGAGCCUGGCACACUGUUCGUAGGCUUGAUAGGAAUAAGUUAGGAAGAAGGACGGGUUUUGUACAUGGAUCCUAUACUCAGUGGGUCGUCGACAGAGCUUCGAUUCUUGGUUUACCCUACCCCCUACCCAGGCACGUAUCCUCAACCGUUCCAUCACCAUCCUUACCUGUGCCCUUUGAUAACAAAGAGGAAUGCAAUGAGCAGUUGAUUCAAAUGCGGCUUGAAAGGGAUACUUGGAAGAGAAAAUACCAGGAGCUCGAGCGUGAGAAUGAGACCUUGAAGGGAAAGCUGGCACAGAAAGAUCAUGAGCUUUUCGUUCAGAAUCAGAGGAUAAUUGAGAAGGAUGACUUACUCCGUCGAAAGGACGCUUUGCUCAGACAAGAUUCCAAGAGGAGAAGGAGGUUUAUGGAUUCGCUCUCUAGUGCACAUCCGGAUUUCGAGGACCCAUCUACUCCGGGAUUUCCGAAUCAAGUCUCACACUGUGUUCACCACUUCAAAAGGAUAAUCAGCCGCCGUCCGAAGAAAGUGGCCCGACGAAUUCUCCGCAAACCAACUCGCAUUUACAACACCAGGGCUAAUCGGAAAAAAAUGGAUCUAAUUGAGCAAGAAAAUCAGAGUCUCAAGGAGGAGGUUGCCACUUUACGAGAAGGAAUGGAUAGGUUGACGACCAUGAUGAAUGCACUCCUGUCCGCCCAGAAUUCUCAAGCUGCCGCUGCUGUUGUAGAUCAGCCUUUCAUGCCUCCAGGUUGA